GGCAAGAAGCUGGACGCAGGCAGACAGUGAGUGAGCAGGAAAAUGGUCUCCAGAGGUUCAAGUAAACCUUCCCUCCCAAUAUGGUUCUUGGCAAUUGUCAGAUCCCUGUGCUCUCAACAGUACCUUGCACGUGUUUUCAAUGAACUGAAGCUGAUCGAUCAUGUGGAGGUGGAAUACUCAGAACUGAGUUCAGCUGAACUAGAUCCGUCCUUGUUGAGGAAAUGCUGGAUGUGGAGGGGAUGGCGAUAUAUCUGCUUGGGGAUCAUAUGCUUUGAACUUAGAGACCUGGGGUACCACUGGGUGUUUCCUGGUUGUUGUGGACUUACAUGCCUGCUUCUUGAGAAACUAUUGAUCCGAGAAGCUCGAAUAUUUCUGGGCCUCAAGAAUUACAAAACCCUGUAUGUGUUCCACCACUCAGUUCUCCAGGGACGAAUGAAUUUGACGGAUGUCUAUGAUUCCCUCUACGACAAUGUCCUGAAGAGCACAUCAAACAAAGCCGGAAAGGAAUCUAUCAUCUUCAUUGUGGACGAUGUGCAGGACGGCAAAACUGCACAGGAUAAUAUCAAAGCUGAACAACCAACCUUAAGCCAAUGUUGCAAAAGCAUUUUCGUCUUCCAGAAAACUGAGGAGAAUGGAUGGAACCAACAGGAAGAUUGCAGAUUAAAGAAAUUUCUCCAAACGUAUUCCAAUGCUGAUGAAUUGACCAAAGUGGAAUAAAGAUUCAAAUGAUCUUUCAAUGUAUUCCUUCCUGUUUGGUCUGUGAGAGGUAGAGAAUACCAGAACCUUAUUCUGGUUCAGUAUCUUAUUCUGAUUUCAGUUUCCCUGAGAAUGAACUUUUUUUAACAGUUUAUUUUAUUAUGGGAAUAGCACAAA
Callorhinchus milii (elephant shark) is the source of this 873-nucleotide messenger RNA. RefSeq lists its product as uncharacterized. Lineage: Eukaryota; Metazoa; Chordata; Chondrichthyes; Chimaeriformes; Callorhinchidae. The record is from RefSeq and is a predicted model, not a curated record. The transcript is spliced from 2 exons. Bases 43 to 717 code for a protein of 224 amino acids.